Molecule: messenger RNA, 1509 nt
Organism: Trichobilharzia regenti
Lineage: Eukaryota; Metazoa; Platyhelminthes; Trematoda; Strigeidida; Schistosomatidae
Source: the annotation of a GenBank genome assembly
AAGAACCCACGUGAGUUAUCAUUCGAUGAGACAGUCACCGUUUUAUCACAAAUCUUUGGUGAACAGUCAUCCAUGUUUAAUAUUCGGUAUCAAUGUUUUCAGUUGACAAAAAUGCCUUCCGAUGAUUAUGUCACUUACGCUGGCAAAGUGAACAAGGAAUGCGAAAGGUUCAAACCACACGAAAUGACAUCAGAUCAGUUCAAGUGUUUGAUUUUUAUUUGUGGGUUGAAGAACCCAGAAGAUACUGACAUAAGAACUCGACUUCUGUCACUCGUGGAACAAGACCCGAAAAUGACUUUACAAAUGGUGACAGCAGAAUGCCAACGCUUAAUCAACUUGAAGCACGAUACUGCUAUGGUGGAGUGCAAACGACAGUCGUCUGAAUUUGGUUCAAUUAACACAGUGAAAAGUCCUCCGAUCACCGUUAAGCACACAGCACGUCAGUCUCAGAAUUCAGCUAAACCUCCUUCAGUGUGCUGGCACUGUGGUUCGUGGCAUUUUGUCAAGCUCUGUCCUUUCAAGAAACAUAAAUGCCGUAAUUGUCACCGUUUUGGACAUAAAGAGGGUUACUGUCCACCGCAGAAAAAUUCUUCGGUGAGGAACAGAAGUAGUCGUUUCAAGCCGAAACAAUCUCCUCGAGUACAGACCAUUUUCACAACUUCCAAAGUCGAUUUCGCCAGCAAACGUAAGUACAUUACACUAGGUAUUAACGGCAAACAUAUUCGUCUUCAGUUGGAUACGGCAUCAGAUAUCACCUUAAUUUCCCGAACUACGUGGCGCAAACUUGGGUGCCCACAGAUUCUGCCGACCGAGCAUGUCGCUAAGAAUGCCUCUGGAGAUAUACUGAAACUCGUGGGUGAGAUAAAUUGCCAGGUUCAGUUUGGUGAGCAUCAGUUCAAUGGUGUAUGUUACGUCACAAACUACCAUGAUUUGAAUUUGCUUGGUCUUGACUGGUUAGACAAGCUCCAUAUCUUCAAUGUACCAUUAAAUUCAGUAUGCUCUAAUGUUUCGUCCUCACCACACAACGUUGUUCCCGGACAUGUAUCUGAUCAGUCUCUCUUGCAACGCCUGCGUCAAAAGCACGCUUCUGUCUUCCAGGACAAACUUGGUUGCUGCAAAUUUACCCAAGUUGUUUUGUCUCUAAAGCCAAACGCGAAGCCAGUUUUUCGUCCAAAACGUCCAGUUCCGUAUGCUGCUGUCACAUUGGUUGAGAAUGAACUCGACAGACUGGAAGCAUUGGGUGUCAUCAAACCAGUAACGUAUUCGCCCUGGGCUGCCCCUAUAGUUGUUGUACGCAAAGCAAAUGGUUCCAUUCGCCUGUGUGCAGAUUUCUCAACUGGGUUAAAUGAUGCUCUAGAGGAUCAUGCUUAUCCAUUACCAAUUCAAGAAGACUUAUUCGUCAAACUUAAUGGUGGUAAAUGUUUUGCAAAAAUUGACCUUGCUGAUGCUUACCUUCAAAUAGAAGUUGAACCAAAGUCUCGAGAGUUGCUAACAAUCAACACUCAUAGG